AUGAAAUAUUAUAUCAUUCUUUGUUUCGUUGCAGCUACUUUGGCUGGAUCUUGUGGAUAAACAUGCUGCUAAGAUUUGAAGACCAGAGCAGCAAUGACAUAUCACUAUUAUAUUAACACAGGUAGAUUUGUUGGAGGCAGCGGAGACUCUGCAAUUAAAACAUUUGGAUAUUCUGGUUCUGGUCAAGUAUCUAAAGUCAUUCGAUAAAAUGUAGUAUAGAAAUGAUCCAGCAUCAAUGUGCAUCAAGAACAAAGGUCCUGCUCCAGCCACUACUUAUAAAAUCACAUUAUGCAAAAACACAAUGCAUAAUCCCCCUGUUGACAGACCUUGUUCUUUCUGGAUCGAGGCAGUAGAUGAAAAAACAAUGUGUGGCAGAAGCGAAAUCUUCAUCCAUGGAUGUUAAUGCUGCACUAAUGGAGAUUGGACCGAACCACCUGUUGAUGGAUGUUCUGCAGGGUAAAUGAAUAUUUGAUUACAUCAUUGUAGAUGCGUCAUCAUAAACGAAGCCAAUAGAAAGAAAUUAAGAGUCGGAGACACUAUAAUUAUUGAGGAGAGAGAUCCAUUGGGUGAGGAUGUUGAAUUCUUGGAAGGUUACUCUUAAUUUGCUCAAGAAGAAUGAAGCAAUUGUUAUAUCAUUGGACAAUUAUUUAUCAAUUAUUUAU
Molecule: messenger RNA, 662 nt
Organism: Paramecium octaurelia
Lineage: Eukaryota; Ciliophora; Oligohymenophorea; Peniculida; Parameciidae
Source: the annotation of a GenBank genome assembly